UGUUUUUUUAUAUGGAAGGAUCAGUGGGGAAAGAGAUCUUACCAUCGAGAGCCGACAAACUAUGGAGCGAUAUGCAACAGGAGGAGACAAGACGAGAAGAAGCUCGACUUUACCGCAUGGAUUUGAAUGUUUACAUGCGAACUAAAUAUAGCCUGUAAAAAAUUGUUGUAGCUGUUACAGUCGACCUGUCUAAUCAGAGGACCAGAAUCGAAAGCAAUGUUUUUGAGAUCGAGAGAGUGGAUUAUGUUACAUGCUGAUUUGGAUAACGCUCGCGCUGCUACUGCAAGAUCUUUCCGACACUUGUUGAAAUUACAUUUCUAAAUCUUCUCCACAAGGGAAGUAUUCGCUAAUGAAAACAUUGCUAACAACUAUAUUUGGGCGUAAUUCUAACUAACUGCCGAGGGCAACGUUAGCAAAUAUUGUUUUAGAUAGCUAAAGAUUUUUAAACUAACGUUUCUUUUCUGCUGUUCGUGUCGCAUUACGCGGUAGUUACUGUACGAGCUAGCUGCGUAGUUGUAAUUUCUAUCGAUUAACAUUUUUAUACACUGCAUAAAAUGACCGUUUUGAUAGCUUUGAAGAGGUUGAAGUACUUAUUAGUUAUUUAGCUACGCGUGUUGCCUCAAUUGACAAUGCAUUGUUGGCUACGUCCUCAAAACGUUACUAUUUUAAGCUAAAUUGUCAAUGAAGAAAAUGGAAGUGACAGGUAGCUAGCUAGCACUGGCACUCUCUCACGCUAGCUAGUUAGCAUAACUAGCUACUGAUUGAGUUUCCAACAAGUUGUUGGCUUGUUAUUAGUUUAGUUAAUUAUUUACAAAUGUAAAUAUUUUCACAUGCAUUGACAAUACGUUGGGAUGUAUAAAACUCAAUAACUUCGGUAAGCGUUACCUGCUGGCACCGUAAACACAUUUUGGAAUUUGAUUGUUUACAAACACUUGUCAGCUGAACUGUUCACUAUUGUUAUUAACCUAUGUGGCUAACGUUAGCUAGCACCGAAGAUUUGUCAACGCGACGAUUUGAAGCAGCACUGAUGGAUUCGCUAAAAGUGGACUGACAAUCAAAACCACACUAUCUAUAUUUGUGCCCCAAGCACUCGCUUUACAUUUUUUAAGUAAAGUUUUGAAACUGUGCGGCCCACACCAUGUCCGGAUCCCCGGGCUCGGGUGGCUCAAACCCCAGGAAGUUCAGCGAAAAGAUAGCGCUGCACAACCAGAAACAAGCAGAGGAGACGCGGGCCUUCGAUCAGCUUAUGACAGAUCUCACUGUCUCAAGGGUGCAGUUCCAGAAGAUCCAACAGCUACGUCAGACCCAGACCAGGGCCCAGUACUAUGGCGGCUCCCUGCCCAACGUCAACCAGAUCGGCAACGCUAGCGCCGACUUCCAGGGUGGCUUCCCAGGGGCCUUGGACAGUGUCAGGGGGACACGUCACCAUGGCCUGGUAGAGAGGGUGCACCGUGACCGCAACCAACGCAUUAACCUGCCUCACCGCCGACCCAUCGACAAGUACGGACGGCAGAUGGAGAGCUCCCCGUACGGAACAGUGUACCUGUCCCCUCCGCCAGACAACAACUGGAGAAGGGAGCAGCAGCCGUGGGCCGAGGAGAAACGACCAGGAUUUAGAUUAAUAUCACAGCUCAACAGAACCAACUCGGACUCGGCUCUUCAUACGAGUGCCAUGAACCCCCAGGACCCCUUUGGCAUGAACCAGCAGAUGGGCAGAGGGCCCCCCCAGCGCAACGCCAGUGUGAACGAGGCCGAGGUGGACGGCUCUGGAGAUGUGUUCUCCUUCCCAUCCCUGUCUAAUGAGGAGGGUCUGAUGGGUGUCAGCAAGCCCCUGCCAAAGCAACUGUGGGAGGCCAAGAAGGUUCAAUCCCUCUCAUCACGGCCCAAAUCCUGUGAAGUGCCUGGAAUCAAUAUAUUCCCGUCUCCAGAGCAGAAUGCGGGCCUCUCCAACUACCAGGGCUCGUUGAACACGGGUGGUUCCCUGCCAGACCUCAGCAACCUGCACUUCCCCUCACCGCUGCCCACACCCCUGGACCCGGACGACGGGCACCACGGAGGGGGGGGAUACCACCCCAACCUGAGCGGGGGCAGCAGCACAGGCAACCUGCCCGCCGCCAUGAUGCACCUCGGCAUAGGGAAUCACCAGGGAGGCUGGACUGAAGGAGGUCUCUCGUCCUCUCUGAGCAAUCCUUCCAUCCAGAACUCUCUCCAAAACUCCCAGCUGCACUCGUCCCUCAGCAAUCCCUCCAUCCACUCGUCCCUCCGUCUGACGUCCCUCUCCAACCCUCCGCAGGGAGCCAUGAGCAGCUCGCCUCGCCGCCGCCCGGCUCCCAUCAGCCCCCUCACUCUGUCACCCGGCACCGAGCAACGGCGGGGGCUUUCCAAGCAGCUGUCUCCCACAAUGUCGCCCUCACUGUCCCCCAUCACACAGGGGGUUGCCUUGGACACCAACAGCUUGCCAAUGGAGCCUCCCCCUCCCUACCCUCUCUACCAACAGCUACACCAACAGUCCCAGCAUUCAAUGGGGCAACAACAACAACGCCAGCAACAACGUCAUCAUCAUCAUCAACAGCAGCAGCAGCCAGUGUCCCCUCUGCAGAACAUCUCUCUGGACUUCAACUCUGGUUCAUUUAGCAGACGCUCUUAUCCAGAGCGACUUACAAAUUACAAAUCCAUCUCUUCUCUCUCUUCAUCUCCGUCUUUCACUCCCCCAUAUCUCUCUCCACUUUUCUCUCUCCAUCUCUCCCUCUUCUUCCCACAGCAUAACAACAUGGCAGCGUUCUUCAAUGACCCGUUCAUGGACCCACAGUUCUCCAGUCGUCAGGCCAAGGCACUGUCCUACCAGGUAAACCACCGGGGAGAAGGCUCUAGAGAAGGAUCCUCCGGAAAGGACUUCAUUCCUUCAUUCACAUUGGACCAGUUCAGCAUGUUGGAGAGUGCCAUGAGCCAAAUUGCAGGGGGUUCGUGUUUCGACCCGUCCUCGCCCUCUUCCUCACCCCUGUACUGCUCGCAGGCCGCCCUCAUGGGCCUGGGUGGGAGCCACGGCAACUUGCAGGACCAGCUGCAGCAGAUGAGACCCAACAACAACUACAACUGCAGUGGAGGGGUGCCUAAUAUCAUACUGACUGAUGACUCCAACCCCAGUCAUUCCAAGGACAUCAGCAGUGCCAUGUCGGCCGACAACAUGGCUGACUGUUUCGACUCGGAGGUGAGCUUCCCACUGGAGGAUGAGCUGCGCAUCGAGCCCUUGAGCCUGGACGGUCUGAACAUGCUCAGUGACCCCGACAUGGUGCUCUCUGACCCAUCGGUGGAGGACAGUUUCCGCAGCGACAGACUGUAAUCGGGCACGCACACAUACACACACAGACUGUAUAGGCCAGGUAGCGUGGGUUAAACCUGGUUAAACUUGAAUGAUCCCCACCUCCCUCACAUACUCAUGGCAUGCAUAUCCAGCAGCAUGCGUAUGCUAUUUUUUAAGGCAUUUACACACACACACACGCACACACCCUAUUUCAGAGGAAUAGACUUGUGUACAAUCACUGUUUACUUGGGCUUCACAUGUAAAUGCCACACACACACGCUCAUACCUACAUUGUGCAUAGUCAUUUGGAACAGAUGGACUGAUGUACCAUUGAUUGAUAUCCUUCUUUUUUUUACCAACAUUACAUCAGCACUGAGCAUUACAAUAACGUUCCUAUAACGUUCCUAUAGUGUUCCUCCACCUAUAUACAGUUGAAGUCGGAAGUUGACAUAUACUUAGGCUGGAGUCAUUAAAACUCGUUUUUGAACCACUCCACAAAUUUCUUGUUAACAAACUAUAGUUUUGGCAAGUCGGUAAGGACAUCUACUUUGUGCAUGACACAAGUCAUUUUUACCACAAUUGUUUACAGAUGGGUUAUUUCACUUAUAAUUCACUGUAUCACAAUUCCAGUGGGUCAGAAGUUUACAUACACUAAAUUGACUGUGCCUUUAAACAGCUUGGAAAAUUCCAGAAAAUGAUGUCAUGGCUUUAGAAGCUUCGAUUAGGCUAAAUAAGAUAAUUUGAAUCAAUUGGAGGUGUACCUGUGGAUGUAUUUCAAGGCCUACCUUCAAACUCCGUGCCUCUUUGCUUGACAUCAUGGGAAAAUCAAAAGAAAUCAGCCAAGACCUCAGAAAAGACCUCCACAAGUCUGGUUCAUUCUUGGAGCAAUUUUAAAAUGCCUGAAGGUACCACGUUCAUCUGUACAAACAAUAGUACGCAAGUAUAAACACCAUGGGACCACGCAGCCGUCAUACUGCUCAGGAAGGAGAUGCUUUCUGUCUCCUAGAGAUGAACGUACUUUGGUGCGAAACGUGCAAAUCAAUCCCAGAGCAACAGCAAAGAACCUUGUGAAGAUGCUGGAGGAAACAGGUACUAAAGUAUCUAUAUCCACAGUAAAAAUAGUCCUAAAUCGACAACCUGAAAGGCCACUCAGCAAGGAAGAAGCCACUGCUCCAAAACCGCCAUAAAAAAGCCAGACGACGGUUUGCAACUGCACAUGGGGACAAAGAUCGUACUUUUUGGGGAAAUGUCCUCUGGUCUGAAACAAAAAUAGAACUGUUCGCCAUAAUGACCAUCGUUAUGUUUGGAGGAAAAAGGUGGAGGCUUGCAAGCCGAAGAACACCAUCCCAACCGUGAAGCACGGGGGUAGCAUCGUCAUGUUGUUGGGGUGCUUUGCUGCAGGGGAGACUGGUGCACUUCACAAAAUAGAUGGCAUCAUGAGGUAGAAAAAUGAUGUGGAUAUAUUGAAGCAACAUCUCAAGACAUCAGUCAGGAAGUUAAAGCUUGGUCGCAAAUGGGUUUUCCAAAUGGACAAUGACCCCAAGCAUACUUCUAAAGUUGUGGCAAAAUGGCUUAAGGACAACAAAGUCAAGAUAUUGGAGUGGCCAUCACAACGCCUUGACCUCAAUCCUAUAGAAAAUGUGUGGGCAGAACUGAAAAGGCGUGUGCGAGCAAGGAGGCCUACAAACCUGACUCAGUUACACCAGCUCUGUCAGGAGGAAUGGGCCAAAAUUCACCCAACUUAUUGUGGGAAGCUUGUGGAAGGCUUGACCCAAGUUAAACAAUUUUAAGGCAAUGCUACCAAAUACUAAUUGAGUGUAUGCAAACUUCUGACCCACUGGGAAUGUGAUGAAAGAAAUAAAAGCUGAAAUACAUUAUUCUCUCUAUUAUUCUGACAUUUCACAUUCUUAAAAUAAAGUGGUGAUCCUAACUGACCUAAGACAGGGAAUUUUUACUAGGAUUAAAUGUCAGGAAUUGUGAAAAGCUGAGUUUAAAUGUAUUUGGCUAAGGUGUAUGUAAACUUCCAACUUCAACUGUAUAUUAGCUGUGCAGUGUCUAGUCCUUCAGCUCAAAGACCGCUGGCCCCCCCCCACCAGCCUUCCUCUGCCCAGCUGCUGCCACAGCCUCACACCAGCACACACACAGCCAUCUGACUCUGCCACAGGGCCCUUACUGACUCCCACAGACUGAGAGGGCAACAGGUGUCUUCAACAGAGAGGGUGGCUGCAGGACAAUCCGUACUCAUUGACAGUGCUUAGUGCUCGGAUCCUGAUCCUUCAUGGGUUGUCCUUCUCACUGCCACAUUUGCUCCAGAAGUUCUGGACCAGAGCUGGUCAAAUCAGAGCAAGACAAUUGGAUUAUGUUCCAGAGCAAAAUGAACUGUUCUAGAACAGGAGUUUUGCUCUGGAACCUUUUGGAGCCCAUGUUCUAGAACAGGACAUGUAUUCUGGAGCAAGAGGAUCACAUGUUCUAGAACAGGACACAUUGUGGAACAGGUGGAGACUACGUUCUAGAACAGGACACAUUCUCAAGCAGGAACAUCUCACGUUCUAGAACAUGGGGAUGCUGUUUCCUAGAACAGCAGUUGAUGUUCUUGGACCCUGAGAGGGUCUGCUCGGGGGUUCUGUCUGUCUCCAGUUUAUACCGCUGCGCUCAAUCUGUGCUCAAACAACACUGCAGACAUGGCAACACCCAUCACCAAGACACAUUGGUUACACAAAGCCAUAGGAACACCCUUGCCAGGGAAACCCACGUCAUGGUAACUGACCGAUCGCCAUGCUGAGCAGCACCGGGAGAGUUUACACACAACAACGGCCGUUCCUCCUGGCAACAUGCAACUUAAGAAUUUGCACCUGGUGUUUAAGGCAGAGCCAGCACUGGUACCGUUCUACUACUAUGCUAAUACCUUGUUAGCACAGUGCUGGUAUGGUUCUAGUACAAUGACACCAGUACAUCCCCUGACAGCCAUGUUCCCCUCUGUGGCCCGGCCCAAUGACAGCCCUCUACGUGGCCGUACACCCAAACUAACAAUCAUGGUAGAAAUGAAGAGGAGGGAUCGAUUUGUCUAUCAUUCUGCACUGCAGAGCAUUAUUUUUCAAUGUCUUUGCUAUAUACAGUCCUGGUAUAUUUUUCUGUAAAAAGUUGUUUGCCACAUAUAUAAUAUGCCUCGCUUUAAGUGCAGUCGGACUAGAAUGUAUUUUUCAAACGAGACAAAAAGGGCAAACUGUUUACAAGGAUAAGAUUUUAGUAUGUACAAUUAUACUUAAUAUGAGGAUACGUUUGAAUUUGACAUUUUGGUAUAAUUGUAAAAGAAAAAUAUCAAUUGUGUGUGUAUAUAUAUAUAUACAUAUAUAUAUGUCACAAUGAUUCAAUCAGAGUGGAUGCAACUCCCCCACCACUGUCUUUUGGACUCAAAUGGGCUGAACCACAGGCCGACUGGUUUCUCCCUGCCUCUGGAUACGGAUGCAGAACUCUCACACCACACGGGAAUAUCAGAGAGCUGGGACAACCUUUUUACUUGUUUAUCUACUACUAUACAUCUAUAUCCAUUAAUAUUCUUUAUUACAUGUUUUGUACUGACUUGUAAUGCAGCUCGUGUUGAAGUAUUUGUGAGUUAUGAACCUUGGGACACCGUAGGGAGGCUACAGCCAGUAGUUUACUGUGGAUGGUUUACUUCCUCGAAAGUCUGUUCUGAUUGACUUACAUACAGUAGCCAGACCCUCCCAUGAACCCACUCGGCGCUACAGCAACGACCCCUAAGAUGGCUGAAAGUUUAAAGGCCAAAAUGAUGUAACGAUUGACAGCAGCCUGUAACAGUAACACUGUGGACAUGAAACACAUUUAACAUUGUCUUGUGUGACAUUUUUGCACUAAGCUUUUCCCAUUCUAUAGAUUUAAAUGUAUGGCAAUGUGAUAUUUUUACUGCUACAUUUGGUCUAUUUUUAUGUGACAGAAAACCCAAAGAUCAUGUUUAAAGGUCUACUUGCUGAAGCCAUAGUGUAGAAAUGCAGAUACAACUUCAGGUGGUGGAUUGUUUCAUUUGCACAGAAAGAUAAUGUGUAUAAUGAUUUGCAGUGUUUCAAAGAGAUUCAACAUGACUAUUGAACACAAGUCAUGCUAAGCCUUUUCUAAGAGAUUUCCAAUAUGUUGAAUGACAGAACUAGCAUUGGAACCUAUAUGCUCAAGUUCUGCCAAUGGUCUUUUUUCUUUUGUAGUAUGCAUGCAUAUUCACUUUGAAAGUCAAUGACAGUUAUUGCAGUAUCAUCACGGCCCAUAUAUAUUAAUGCAGCGUCUCAGAGUAGGAGUAAUGACUUGGGAUCAGUUUUGCCUUUUAGAUCACAAUGGAUGAGAUUACAUGGACAGGGAGGACCCACCACUAGCUCUGUCUAGUUAGUCCUCUCUCUCACCGGAUAUGCAUGUGUGUUUUAUGGCACGGUCGAAUGAUGCGCGUAAUCAAUGCAACCUGUUGAACAGGUAAACACGUUAAUGUUAUGCAAAUGCUUUUUUUUAUACAAUAUAGAUUACGAUUCCCUUUCACGAGAUUUUGUACUGUUUGUGUAAUACUGAGCAAGAGCAAUGUUACAUGUGUUCAAUGUGUCCACAGCCAAUACGUAAUGGAGGGAGGAUAUAUAGGUCCUGUGCUUUUUGAUUGACAAGAGGAAGGGAUUGGACGUAUCUGUGUCCAUAUAUGGGCAUUUACCAAACAGGCACAGCUACAGACAUUUUGAUUUGUCAUCUUGCAUUAGUUUUCUCGCCAUCCACCCGACUGUUUUGUAGUUGGUACAGUAACUGCAGUGUUGUAUUUUAAUUUAAUUUGUGUUUUUUAGUCACUGUCGGAGAGUAGUUGCAACUGUCUGUGCAAAAUUGGAGCAUGGUGUGUGUGUGUAUGCUGCAAUCCUUGUGUGAGUAAUGGCGUGCUUCUGUUGCUUGGUCACUGACGUCCUUUCUGGUCUCAUUAUAAAAUGUUUAAAGAACUUAAACCAUGACAUAGUCAGUGGUCCAGUUGGGGAUUUGGCUUUACCAGAUUGUUUAUAUAACUGACAGUUUUCUAUUCAAUUUCCAUUAUAGUACAUCUAAUUUUUAUGUGAAGGUGAGAGGUUCAGUGUAACCCAUAGUCUCGGGUGGGAUCUAUUCUGAUGGGUCGUAUUCCUUAGCCACGGAACAGAACAACACAGACUAAAACAUCGAGGACCUACCUGGACUCGUCAAUAAUUAAUUUCUGUUUUCUGUUCUAAAAUGUUUUCUAUUGUGUGCCCUAAUGAACAUGACUCUGUAUGAUCAUCCUGAGUCUAUCAGUAGUCACCCACCCUCGUCCUGAAGGGCUACUACGAUGUGACUGGGCUUUUGUUCCAGCCAAGCACUAAACCUGUUUCAGCGAAUUAACUAAAAUAACUCACUCUGUUGAAUGUGAUAGUUGUUUUAUACCAGCUCUUUAACAAUUGAUUCAAUGUCUCGUUGAAUCACGGCCGUUCUACGCACAUGGGUAGCCAAUAUACGCAAAUGUGUGCCGCGACGCAGUUUAUAACUCCAUUACGCAGGAUCCCAAAUUUGUGUAACUAAUUGUAAGUUAUAAAUUAUGAUUAAUUGAUUGGCUGGAGCAAAAGACUGCAAACCAACCAAGGCUGAAACCAAUUGUAGCUUUCGACCAGGCCACCCCUGUAGUGUUCUGGCCUUUUUGUCUAGAGACAGGAAGUGGCUGACCCCAGUCCUCCUUCCACUUCCUGUGCGAAGUCUUUUACCUACUAUACUGCCUUACUUCUCUGAACUUUAACCUCUGUCCUCUUCGAAUUUUGACUUAUGUUUCUGUACUUAUACUGUGACUUUCUCCCCCGCUAUAUCACUAUUUUCGUCUUUUUCUUUUUUUGUUAUUCUAGUCUUUUAUGAUCCAAUAAUGAGCUAAUAUUGUUGAUGUCAUCGUUAUUCACUUCUGUUGAAGGAUUGAAAAAUGUCUCCUUUGUUUAAGUUAGGUAUCUUACUUUUUGGGGUGGUUACCUUUUUUUAUUUUAUUUUUUUAAAUGUACAGUUCUAUUAUUUAAAGAAUGUUUGUUGUCCACUGGUGUUAAUACUUUUUUGUAAUAUGUCAUUUGAAUUUUUUUUUUUUAUAUAUAACAUUUUACUACUCCACAAAUCUUUUUUUUGGUUUGUGACGUAUGUUUUAGUGCUUAUCUUUUGAUUUAAUAUAAACAAUAAAACCCUAUACUGUGUAUCAAA
Molecule: messenger RNA, 9511 nt
Organism: Salvelinus fontinalis (brook trout)
Lineage: Eukaryota; Metazoa; Chordata; Actinopteri; Salmoniformes; Salmonidae
Gene: crtc3
Product: CREB regulated transcription coactivator 3
Exons: 15
Coding region: 1139-3340 (733 amino acids)
Biological process (GO): protein homotetramerization; positive regulation of transcription by RNA polymerase II
Cellular component (GO): cytoplasm; nucleus
Molecular function (GO): cAMP response element binding protein binding
Source: RefSeq, a predicted model, not a curated record